AUGCAGGCAGAUCCAGAGAAGAGCUUGUUCGCUCACGAAGACGAGGAGAAAGAAUUCGCAGAGAUCGCAGCGAAAAUCUCGGAGGAUUUCGAUUUUAAGCUCACUUUCCUAGGGUUAAGCGAUGAUCAUGAACACGAAGAUUCAGAUCAUAAUGAAGCUGAAGCUAGUGAUGCGGAUGAUGAUUUUUCUUUCGUGACCAAGGGCUCUGAUACGUUGUUGUCAGUAUCCGAUCCGAUCCGACCCUAUUUUCCGUUGUUUAACCGCGAUUUAUUAUUAGCACACGAAGAUUAUAAAUCUUCGGAUAAUAAUAAAUCAGCGUCGAAGCCUCCCGUGGAGAAAAUAUUUAUCGAAACGACAUCGAGUAAAAAAAGCGAAGUUAAUAAUGAACCGGGAUUUGUUAGCGGAACUGCAACCGGACCGUAUUGUGCAUGGGAAAAACCGGAGCUUUCGAAGAAGAGCAAUUCCACCGGUUUUUCGAAAUUAUGGAGAUUUAAGGAGUAUUUGAACCGGAGUCACAGCGAUGGAAAUGACGCUUUCGUGUUUUUAAAUAAACCGGUUCAUAAAAAACCCGCCGAUGUUAAAGUUAUCGGAGACGGAGAAAAAAAGGUGGAGAAGAAGGUGAAAAAAUCGAAAGUAUUAUCCUCGCACGAAGUUUAUUUAAGGAGUAAAGGGAUUCAUCCGGAACACGAUAAACGGAAAUCGUAUCUGCCGUAUAAGCCUGAGGUGGUGGGGUUUUUUACUAGCGUUAAUGGUGGUGGAUUAAGCAAGAAUGUUCAUCCCUAUUGA
Daucus carota subsp. sativus is the source of this 786-nucleotide messenger RNA. RefSeq lists its product as uncharacterized. Bases 1 to 786 code for a protein of 261 amino acids. The record is from RefSeq and is a predicted model, not a curated record. Lineage: Eukaryota; Viridiplantae; Streptophyta; Magnoliopsida; Apiales; Apiaceae. The transcript has a single exon.